AUGAAUAUGCCGAGGAAUGAAGUGUUUUCGGCGACCUUGAAACUUCCGGCCGGUUUUUCGGAAGGACCCGUUUUUGAGGACGUUUCUGAGGAUGUCGACCCGGGUUCACACCCUCACUGCAAAUUGCGUCCAUUGCCAAUAAACCCGCAAUUGUACAAGUUGCAAAUCUCUCAGCUCGAACCCUGUGGCGUCGUUUCUUGCAAGCAACCCAACGGACAGGAAUGGCUGUGCGUGACGAUCAGAUUCCCGCUUGUGCCAGGCUUGCGAUUGCCAGAGGACGAAGUGAUCGUCAUCAAAUGUCGGCCACAAGACCGAUCAGUGGCACAGAGAAAGUCCAUCGACUUCCUGAGUGCUGAUGAUCUUGAAGAAGGGGUUUUUGAAAAUGACAUAACCAAACAGGAUCUUGAGGCCAUGGCACAAGGACGCGGGAUUGGAGUCAGAGUGGAACAGCGAUCCCCGCCGACAAUUUACUCAGGCGGUUUGCAGGAAUUUGAGAGUGAAAUCGGCCUUUUUCGGCGCCUCCCUGGAACGGCGCCGUUUUCCAAACGAAUUUUGCCGGGCUCCUCCAUUGACCUUGGGGAGGACAUUCAGCUUCGUAGCAUUGUCAGAUCUGGCGACGGUUGGCAUCAUUCGAAAUUGACUGACGUCAUCGUGAGUCGUGUGCCGUCAUCGACAGCGAUCGGAUCGUCGUCACAAGAAGACGACGACGUCGACGACGACAGCGAUCUGAGAACCCCGAGCCAGUCGGCCCGUCUGGUCUUCUCUGACGGGUGUCGGAACCCGAAAUACCGACUCCUCGCACCUGAUCAUCCCUCCAAAGACCAGAUCAAUCCACUCAUCAACAACUUCGGGUUCCGGGCUUUCAUGUUUCAAAACAUGAGGAAUGGGGACAGUGUGAAAAUAUCGGCUAAGGUCAUGGCCUGUGUCGAGGCCAUCGAUUGCGCUCCGGUUUUAUGUGGCGACGACAGAGGAGAAGGUUUCGGAAGACGACGUCGAAGUGUCGACAAGAACACCACUGUCGAGUUCCAAGUCUCCACACUGGUGUCGACGACGCCAACGAGCAUCUCGAAAGCAAAUAAUAAAACCAACGAUUUUGAAAACGAAAUUUCCGUCCGAAUCCUCGAUCGCUACACAGAUGGGCGACCGGAAGCAGCAGGAAACAACACGGUCCAGCUGCAAAGCUGUCGAGUGUACAUGCUCGUCACUGCUGUCGUCGGCGCCGUGCUUUGCCUGCUCAUCUCCGCCGUCACAGUGUUUGUGAUGAUUCGCAAAUGCGAGACUCGCCACAAGACCCGGAAACACCAUUCGGAAGCAGCUUCUUCUUCCUCCACUUCCUCGUCAAUGUCGAAAGCUAAUACCACCACGAGCAGCCAGUUCGACGUGUCGUCGUCGACAGUGUCGUCUUCAUUGCUGCCAGCUGCAGCGACACAUGAUGAUAUGGCGACACUCGUCAGAGCUGCGACGCGACGGCGGCGGACUUUGAGGAGGCGGAAUGAGGGACUGAGAGGCCGCAGUGUCGACAGAGGUGUCGAGCAAGGCAUGACGAAGGACGACGCCGAGUUCUGGCUCAACUUGUUCCAGGCUGCUCGAAGUGACGACCGCGACACCGACGGCAUUGUGACGGGUCACAACAAGAAGGUUCAGCGGGAACUCUUGCGGGCAUUUGUGGAAGGGACCAACAACAAGACCAUAUAUUCUCCACCCAGCCAUGUUAGCUCAGAUUCGGGUUACGGUCGCAUCGGCACUUCUACAUGGAGUUUAUCUCGACGACAAAGUGAGACAUCUCUCCGAGACUUGCUGCAAGAAGCCAGUACAAACUCUAUGGCGAAAACACUGGGCAGGAACAGGAUCCCGAAAUCAGUCUUGCGCGCCAUCGAGCAAAGCAUGUGGACGCCAGAAUCCGAAGACUUUUCUCACGAUCAACAGAUGUCGUAUGAUGCUCGACGGUGCGGUUGGACAGAGCCGCGCAAGCGUCGCGAAUUCCCGACACCUGCUCCAAGGAACGUGACGAAGAUUCAUGUUGGCGGCGGCGGUGGCGCCUUCCAGCGUCCGCAUAACAGGAAUCAUUCGUCGUAUAGCGAUGACGAGCUGUAUGCCGAGAUUGGCAACACUGAUUCUACAAUAUCGAAGGCUAGCAUUGUUCGAGGGGAACCCAUCAUGGUUUGAUUUCGGUGAUUUCGUAUAUAUUGCAUCCUUUGGACAAGUACUUGAAGGCGAAUGAAGUAAAUUGUUGUACAAGGUGUACUGGGAGAAAAAUACCGAUUUUCAACUGUGAUAUGCCCUCUGAAAAAUGUAUCAACAAUAAAUCUAAUUGUGUUUUUUAAAUAAGUUUUGAAUGACAUACGCCGAACCUCAUUGUUUUUAUACCUCUAGUAUGAGUAUGACAGAAAAAAACGAUAAAAAUUACACCGAGUAAAAGAACUUGACUUUUUUUUUACACAGAUUUAAUGUCAUUUUAUGUACUUCACCAUGUAAUUGUUUUUGCGUGCUUUUCAAUUGCCGACAGUAUAAGUGGAAAUCAAUCUCAUUUUAUUUACUUGGAUAUUUUCGCCAGAAGGCCAAAAACAAAGAUAUUUUUGUUGUGAGCUGAAAGGAUUCAAUGAAAGUGUCCUGGUUCCACGUGUACCCUGUAAUCCUAAGAAAAAUAUUCUCCUUCCAGUCACUGAGAUUUAACUUUUCUCAAUUCCUUGUAAUGGUCAUACAACUGCAUCUAAAGCGAUAAUGUUUUGAUUUAUUCGAGGAAUUAUUAUGGGAACUAUUUUUGAAAUACUGUAUUUAUCUUUUCAAAUGUGGUCACAUGAAUUUCUGCAGGGGAUACAGCAGCUGUUUGAAAAUCUGUAUUUUUUCUGGUCCACCGUGUACGUAUUUUUUUUGUCUUUUGAGGUCUAUGAAAAGCAGCAGAAAAAGCUGGAAUUCAGCGCGGAAGAAGAUUUUUCUUCGACUCUCAAGGUUUUGUUUUUUGUACAUGGACGGGAAGCAAACAAUUGGCAUUCAAUUGCCUAUGGUCAGAGCUUGUUUUCUGGUGUAAAAUAUUUGAAAAAAAAAAUAUUUUGUCGAUGGCAUUUUGGUUUCGAAUAAGGUGAAGAAUCCACGAUGAUCAGGGAUGUGUUUUGGGUCCCGAAAGUUACCUCUCAACAGUUACCUCUUUGGUUUUUUCUUGGAAAUCAUGACAUAUUUUGGUGUAUUGAUCAUCUUACGUUAAAAAAAAAAUACGGUACUCGAAAUCAACGGACGUUUUUAUCACAAAUCACAUUUUGAUUUACCUCACGAUGAAAUUGAUGGUUUCUUUGCGGAGUUUUCGAUACCUCACUCAUUAUAGUUCCGUUCUUUUUGCCUCGUACUCGGGUUUUUUGAAUUGCGAAACGAUUUUGUGAGAUCACUGAAAAAAUAUAUACAAUUGUUUUUAUUACCAUCAGAUUCUCUUUCUGUCUCGUCGAGUGGAUU
Molecule: messenger RNA, 3444 nt
Organism: Notodromas monacha
Lineage: Eukaryota; Metazoa; Arthropoda; Ostracoda; Podocopida; Cyprididae
Source: the annotation of a GenBank genome assembly